UGGCCAUCACCUCUAUUUAAGCACCUCCAUCCCCUCUUCUCCUUUCAACAAACUCAAAUAGUAUUCUCUUACAAAUCUCUCAAUUUCAAGCUUCAGAAACAAAAAAUUUCAUAAACCUUAUACAACUACUCUCAACAAUUGCCAAAAAAAAUCUCUUUAUAGCUUUCUUCCAAUCUUAUACAACACUCUACAAAUUUGACAGUCUUUCUAUCCUACACUUUAGUCGAAAAAAAUGUUUACUUUCACGGAUCAAAACGACUUCCUUGAUCGUCGGUGUGUCUGGGUUAAUGGACCAGUUAUAGUUGGUGCUGGUCCUUCAGGGCUAGCUGUAGGAGCAUGCCUCAAAGAACAAGGUAUACCCUUUGUUGUCCUUGAAAGGGCUGACUGCAUAGCUUCUUUGUGGCAAAAACGUACCUAUGAUCGCUUAAAGCUUCACCUUCCAAAGCAAUUCUGCCAACUCCCUAACUUCCCAUUCCCUGAGCACUUCCCCGAAUACCCAUCAAAGAAACAAUUCAUUGAUUAUCUUGAAUCAUAUGCAAGGCACUUCGAUAUCAAUCCACAGUUUAAUGAGUGUGUCCAAACAGCCAAGUAUGAUGAGGCUUGCCAGCUAUGGCGAAUCAAGACUGUUUCUACAUGUGGUUCUGUCCAGUCCGAGGUUGAGUACAUCUGUCAAUGGCUAGUUGUGGCAACUGGAGAAAAUGCAGAGCGUGUUGUACCAGACAUUGAAGGAUUACAAGAGUUCGGAGGAGAGGUUAUCCAUGCUUGUGAAUAUAAAUCUGGUGAAAAAUACAGUGGAAAAAAAGUUCUAGUUGUGGGGUGUGGAAAUUCAGGCAUGGAAGUUUCACUUGAUCUUUGCAACCACAAUGCUAAACCAUCAAUGGUCGUUCGAAGCUCGGUGCAUGUAUUGCCAAGAGAAAUCUGUGGAAAAUCAACUUUCGAAUUGGCCAUGAUAAUGAUGAGGUGGUUACCUCUUUGGCUGGUUGAUAAACUUAUGCUAGUAUUAGCAUGGUUUAUUCUUGGAAACACUGAAAGCUAUGGUCUCAAAAGGCCAUCAGUUGGCCCUUUGGAGCUGAAAAACACUCGUGGAAAGACCCCUGUUCUUGACAUUGGUGCACUAGCAAAGAUUAGAUCCCGAGAUAUUAACGUUGUUCCUGGAAUCAAGAGGUUCUCAAAAGGCCUGGUAGAACUUCUCGAUGGGGAGAAACUUGAAAUUGAUUCUGUUGUUUUGGCUACUGGCUACUGCAGCAAUGUCCCUUACUGGCUCCAGGAAACUGAUUUCUUCUCCAAGAAUGGUCUUCCCAAGACACCAUUCCCAAAUGGUUGGAAAGGAAAUGCUGGUCUCUAUGCAGUUGGGUUCACACGGAGAGGGCUUUCUGGUGCAUCCCUAGAUGCCACGAGAAUAGCACAAGACAUUUCAAAAGUUUGGAAGGAGGACUUAACCCAUAAAAAGCAAAAAGUUCCUACUCACCGACGAUGCAUUUCAACUUUCUAAUCAGUGAAACAAUAGGCUAAUAGUAAUGUGUAUAAUGUAAAAAUACAGAGAUAGCACAAACACUAGCCCUCUCCAAAAAGCCCAAGUUUUGAGAUUUUUAGGGCAUUUUGUAUACUGAUUAGAGGAAGAUGAGGCUUUUUUUUCUUCUUUUAGUUUUAUCUGAGGAUUUAUGGAAUGAUUCAUUAUCACUUAUAAUGAAAAAUACAUUUGUUCUUUUAUUCA
Molecule: messenger RNA, 1714 nt
Organism: Daucus carota subsp. sativus
Lineage: Eukaryota; Viridiplantae; Streptophyta; Magnoliopsida; Apiales; Apiaceae
Product: probable indole-3-pyruvate monooxygenase YUCCA8
Exons: 3
Coding region: 233-1492 (419 amino acids)
Biological process (GO): auxin biosynthetic process
Molecular function (GO): flavin adenine dinucleotide binding; N,N-dimethylaniline monooxygenase activity; NADP binding
Source: RefSeq, a predicted model, not a curated record